Haliotis rufescens (red abalone) is the source of this 3217-nucleotide messenger RNA. RefSeq lists its product as uncharacterized. NCBI's taxonomy places the organism in Eukaryota, Metazoa, Mollusca, Gastropoda, Lepetellida, Haliotidae. The record is from RefSeq and is a predicted model, not a curated record. Gene Ontology annotation, molecular function: protein binding. The coding region runs from base 160 to 1770 and encodes 536 amino acids. The transcript has 2 exons.
UAUGUUUUUCACUCCCAAUGCAGCCUAUCGCGUGACAACCACUAACUGUACAUCCGGGAUUUGCCGUCACUGACACCAGCAUAUGACGUUAAUUGUUAAACCCUGUUCUGAAGCGACGGGUCCUCCUCAAAGCUCCGGCGUGCAGGUGUAACGUAAACCAUGGUUGACGUCAAUAUCAAAGACUUCCUAGAUGCUGUCAAAAGAGGCAUCGAUGGUCGGAAACUGAAGCAGUACCUUCUGGUGUCAAAAGCAAGCGACUUCCGGUGUUGGGCAGACGACAAUGGACUGGAUGCCCUGCAUCACACCAUCCUACUCAACAACCCGGAGGCUCUACAGCUUAUCCUCUCGGAGGGCUACUUUGCACAUCCACACGAACCGAAAGUAAAUCCCUACGCACACCUCGCUGCUAGACUGGGUUUCCGAACAGCCCUCAGUAUCAUUUUACAGUUCCGACCAGACGACUUCCGGAUGGUGUCCGGAAAGUUUGUCAUACCAGGUCAAGAUGACGACGGUGAUGAAGGAAUGAACAGUCCUCUUGACGUUGCUGCUAAAUAUGACCACAUCGAAUGCGUUCGGACAACUCUGAAUAUGUGUGUCAUCAAAAGGUACCCUGAAGCUGCCUCCAAAGACGAUGUAAGCCUCGCAUGUCUUGCAGAUUCGCCGCUGGCACUUGAACUUGUCCUCAAACAAAACCCAUCAAAGACGGACAUCAAGUCUGGUAUAGAAGUGUCCCUUCAAUACGCGAGACCCGACUGUCUUGAUAUUCUUUUGAAGCAGGGAAUAUCGACCUCGUCGCUCUUCAAACAGAUGAACUUUUACCACGUGCUCUAUACCUACAGUCAGUCUUUCGCCAAAGGAGGUCAUUCGCUCCUUCCAAAGAUAACGUCCAUUCUUAUCAAUCACGGACACUCUGUGAAAGCAUGUAAGCCUCCAAGAACAUAUCCUCUGUACAGCUUGUUAAGCAACGCCUUCUGUAUUCAUGACAACGACAACACUCAGUACUACAUCCAAUGCAUGAAGCUGCUGCUUCGCAAGGGAGCUGACCCCUGCUUUGACGAGGUCAAGGACGAAGCAGGUCAAGUCAAACGUGGGGUUAAACCAGUCACCGGGAGACACGCCUUCUCGUCUGCUCUACACUGUUUACUGGAGACGGUUGAGGUCUUCGCUUCGGUUUUGGAAUCGCGUACUCUAGCUGUGAAGUUUGUUGAAGGAUGUGCCGACAUUUUGGGCCAGUACCACGCCCAUGCCAACCAGAUCGGAAGGGUCGGGGGUAACAAGAGCAGUUUACGGGGAACGGUUCUUCAUCAGUAUGCUAAAUGCAGUGUCGUCAUCGGAGUCGAUGAGGCCAUAAUGAAAUGUAUGCUACGCCAUGGAGCUGACCCCAAUGAAAAGGUCAAUGGGAAAUAUGCCGUGAACAGCUACCUUGACAUGUUGUUUGAGAAACUGUCUCUAUGUCAGGUGGUCGACACGCAGCAUAAAUACAAGAAAGAGGUGGAUACAAUGUUGAACAUUUGUACGUUCAUGUCAUCCACGUCUGUCACAGAGAGUGCGAAGAUAUUCAAAAACGAACAUUCACGGCAUUUAUCCCAGCAGGUCAAACCGUACGUCAAAUACGUCAGGGAGGAGCUAGACAGAAGAUGUCACGUGAUACGAUCACUGCGCCGCCUAUCGGCGUGGAAGGUAUGGCAGCUCUGUGGGAUGAAAGGGUCAGCCGUCCACGCCUUGCCUGUAUCGGUUAAGAUCAAAACGGACAUUCUGCCAAUUCUAUGAUUUCACUUAUUCUGUCAGUUUCUAUGUACAUUGUAUUGUAGAAGUCAGAAAAAGUCAAAAUAAUUCAACUUUGAGGGGUGGUCGGGUAGCCUAGUGGUUAAAGCGUUCACUCGUCACGCUGAAGACCCAGGUUCGAUUCCCGACAUGGGUACAAUGUGCGAAGCCCAUUUCUGGUGUCCCCGCCGUGAUAUUGCUGGAAUAUUGCUAAAAGCGGUGUAAAACCAUACUCACUCACUCACUUGAAUCGGAGAAUCUCAUAAUAUUUUGUUUGCAUUUCGGAAAAAUACAAAAACACAUGUCAGCAUAACAGUGUAAGAAAUUCCAGUCAUAUAGUGUUGGUGAUAGCCAUCAGACCGAUUGUCAUCAACAGAGACCAUAAUAUACAACGCUAUGGUUUCUGGCCUCAAAAGAGAAUUAAGGUACAAAUGUGGAUUCGAAUUGGUCUCCUUGUCGUAAGAGGCGACUUACGGGAUCGGGAGGUCAGACUCGCUGACUUGGUCUAUGCAUGUCAUCAUGUCCCAAUUGCAUGGAUCGAUGCUCAUGAUAUCAAUCACUGGCUUGUCUGGUCCAGACUCGAUUAUUUAAAGACCGUCUUCAAAUGGCUGGAAUAUUGCUAAGUGCGGCUUUAAACAACAAUCAAAACCAAAACAACACUUGGUUUGGCGCGUGCACAACAACACGUUAACCAACCAGAUUAAAGGUUAAUGGUUUUGUUGUUGGGUUUUUUUUCAUUGUGUAUACCUGUAGAAACACAUAGCUUGGUCUGCUUGACACAGAAAAACUUUGCUGAUGAAUUUAGCAUUAUUAUGGCAUCAAUAAAAUAUACAAAUUUGAUUAAAAAACACACGAGAGGAGAAAUAUUAGAUGUAUCGCAUUCCAAGGUCAUAUAUCAUUUAAGUCAGGAGUUGAUAUCCCUUUGGUUUUGAUUGUACCAAAGUAUUUAACUGUUGAUGACGCCGCUUUUAUCCUUUCUUUAAAUUUUAAGCGAUAGCAUAAGAAAACAUGUGGUAAUUAUAGGAAUAUUGUUUUGUAUGGUGUCAGUGAAGAAAACCACUAUUCUGAAGUUAUGAAUUUUAUGUUGUUAGCUACAUUUACUAUAUACAGGUGUAGAAUAUAUUAAAAAUAUAUAUAUUCCGAUAAGAUUUGUUAUUACACUGCAAAUUACUGAAGUAUACCAAUUCGUCCAUUGCAUCAAAACUAAAAAUUGUUGUUGAUGUUCUUCUAAUUACUUUGUUUCUUACAACGUGGAAGCUAUAUCCCCUGAUACGCCUAUCCCCGUGGCUGUAUGCAGGGUUAUAAAAAAGUGGAAUCAUGAUAGAUGCUGUUAAAAAAAGAAGAAAAUGAAACCCAGACAGUAACUGAUACAGCUGAAAAAGGAAGAAAAGAAGGUGAUAGCCUUCAGUUGAUGCAUGUAUGGAACAAGUGCCAUGGUUUUAUUAAAUGUUAU